AUGGUCCGCUUACCGCUUCCGCAGCGACUGAGCUCGCAUCUAUCCACGAGAAGCACCAGCUCAACACCCGGACAGAGCAGGAGUACCAGUCCUAUGCGCAUAACGGCCGACGCCAAACCUUUGCUACUCAAAGUCACUGUCAUUCGGGGACGAAAUCUUGCAGCGAAAGAUCGGGGUGGCACGAGCGAUCCUUACUUGGUGGUGACAUUGGGAGAAGGAAGGCAGUCGACGCCGACAAUAUUCAAAUCUCUAAACCCAGAAUGGAACGUGUCAUUCGAAAUGCCCCUCGUGGGUGUUCCAUUAUUGGAAUGCAUCUGUUGGGAUCAUGACCGGUUUGGCAAGGACUACCUGGGCGAGUUUGAUAUUGCAUUGGAAGAUAUUUUCGCCGAUGGGCAAAUCAAGAAUGAGCCAACAUGGUACACCCUGAAGUCGAAACGGGUAUCGAACCGGAAGAAGAAGAACAAGAAAAACAGUAAUGUAUCUGGCGAGAUCUUGCUGCAAUUCUCACUUUCGGACUCGGCAAGCCCAAAUGCGUCGCCGUCAGAAACAUACAAGAAAUUUAAGAAGGUCGUAUGUGCCGGUGAUGAUGAUGACCCAAUUGAAAUCCCGGCGGCAGACCUUGAUGAUUUAGACCGUGAUGAGGAGACAUCUGACGAAACCGAUGAUCUUUCGAAGCCAGAGGUUGUUGAGAAACGCCGUCGAAGGCUUCGUCUGGCUCGGCUAAGAAAGAAAUCUCUUGCUGCUCGCGCGUACCAAUUUUCGGGUACAGGAAGCGGUGUACAAGGAAUUGUAUUCAUGGAGAUCGUCAAGGUGACAGAUCUCCCUCCGGAGAAGAAUGUGACGCGGACAUCAUUUGACAUGGAUCCAUUCGUCGUGACUUCUCUUGGGAGGAAAACGCUCCGGACUCCUGUUGUACGUCAUAACUUGAACCCGGUAUACCACGAGAAAAUGGUCUUUCAGGUAAUGCGACAUGAGAGGAACUACACAAUUGGUUUCACGGUAAUGGACCGAGACAAGUUCUCAGGCAAUGAUUUUGUUGCCUCUGCAGGCUUUCCUCUUCCAACCCUGAUUCAUGCUGCCCCGGAGGCAGACCCAGAGACGGGUCUAUAUCACUUUGUCGAGUCUGAAGAGGACGAAGUUGUUCCACCGGCCAAGUCUAGCUCUCGGCUCCCAAUUAGUUCUUCUCCAUCGUCAUCAAGCCUCUCCAAGAUGGCUCGGCCCACACUGAGGUCGCAUAACUCCGCUACUUCCAUUUCAAGCAACUCUGUCCUCGAGGCUGCCAACAGAGUCCUUCCAACAUCAGUGCCAGAAUUAUCCAGUUCAUUGGAUAGCAGCUCUAAUCUCCAGGUGCCAACCAUCUCGUCUUCAGCCAUCGUGUCGGAGCCUGAGGAUAUCCCACCAGCUGAUGAGGAAGGUUUGCGUUUUUACACUAUUCCUUUGACACUUAAGAACCGGGAACGAUGGGAAGAUAAACAUACGCCGGAGUUAUUUGUGAAAGCCAAAUACCUGCCAUAUACUGCUCUACGACAGCAAUUUUGGAGACUCAUGUUGAAACAGUACGAUGCGGACGACAGCGGCCGCAUUGACAAGAUUGAGAUGACGACCAUGCUCGACACUCUUGGAUCCACACUGAAAGAAUCGACGAUCGACGCCUUCUUCGAGCGUUUCAGUGACGAGAACGCAGCUAGUGCGACAGCCGACUUAAGCUUUGACCAGGCUGUAAUGUGUCUUGAGGAUACACUGCAAGCCUUGCAAAAGAAGAAUGCCACACCCAGUUCGCGGAAUCCAGCACUUGCACCGUCAUCUUUCGGCAGCCAGGAUAGUGAGGAGCCAUCUAGCGGCGAUGAGCUCGUUGUAGAAUCCAGCACCACCAUGCCACACAAUGCUAAGCCGGAUUCAACAGCGGUGCCGACACUCUCUAGCGACGAGGCGGAUCAGCCCAGCUCGAACGACGAAUAUCUCCGACCCGAUGAUCUUGGGGACGAACGGGGCGAAGAACACGUGGUGGAAAUCCGCGAAUGCCCGCUCUGCCACCAGCCUCGCCUUGGCAAGCGAUCUGAUGCGGACAUUAUUACGCAUAUUGCUACCUGUGCCAGCCGUGACUGGCGGCAAGUCGACAACCUUGUCAUGGGCGGAUUCGUGACCUCGAGCCAGGCGCAGCGCAAAUGGUACUCCAAGGUUAUCACCAAGAUCUCCUACGGUGGCUACCGGCUUGGAGCCAAUUCGGCAAAUAUUCUCGUCCAGGACCGCAUUACUGGCCAGAUUAAUGAGGAGCGUAUGAGUGUCUAUGUCCGCCUUGGCAUUCGACUGCUUUACAAGGGUCUCAAGAGCAAGGACAUGGAGAAGAAGAGAAUUCGUCGUGUUUUGAAAUCCCUCAGUAUUAAGCAAGGCCGAAAAUAUGAUGACCCGGCAUCUGUCAGCCAGAUUCGGGAUUUCAUCAAUUUCCACCAGCUGGACAUGACGGAAGUGCUUCUGCCUCUUGAGAAAUUCAACAAUUUCAACGAGUUCUUCUAUCGCGCCUUGAAGCCUGAGGCCCGACCAUGCUCGGCCCCCGAUGAUCCGAGGGUUGUUGUGUCCCCAGCCGACUGUCGCUCAGUAGUGUUUGAUCGUAUGGACGAAGCCACCAGCAUCUGGGUCAAGGGACGAGAGUUUUCCGUGGAGAGGUUAAUGGGUAAUGCUUAUCCUGAAGAUGCCGCGCGGUAUCGCAAUGGUGCCCUUGGUGUUUUCCGAUUAGCCCCACAGGACUACCAUCGUUUCCACGUGCCCGUAGAUGGAAUCAUGGGUGAACCCAAAACCAUUGAGGGCGAGUACUAUACGGUAAAUCCGAUGGCUAUCCGCUCGGCCUUGGAUGUUUAUGGAGAGAAUGUGCGAGUGCUGGUCCCUAUUGACUCUGUCGCCCAUGGUCGUGUCAUGGUCGUCUGUGUCGGCGCCAUGAUGGUGGGUAGUACAGUCAUCACCCGCAAGGCCGGUGAAAAGGUUUCCCGAGCAGAGGAGCUUGGAUACUUCAAAUUCGGCGGUAGUACGCUGUUGGUAUUAUUUGAGGAGGGAGUCAUCAAUUUUGAUCGUGACCUAGCGGACAACUCCAAGGGACCAUUGGAGACACUGAUCCGAGUUGGUAUGUCAGUUGGUCACAGCCCUGAUAUCCCCCAGCAUGAACCGGACAUGCCCAAGAAAGCAGAGAACAUCACUGCUGAGGAGAUGCAAGAAGCUAAGCGUCGCAUCGAAGGUAGCCUUGCACCUCCACCCCCGGCGACCUGUCUCAAGCGGACGAUGCACUGCAAUGAUCCUGGGAUUGUUGUUUCAACUAUAUAA
Penicillium longicatenatum is the source of this 3312-nucleotide messenger RNA. Its product is annotated as putative phosphatidylserine decarboxylase Psd2. Lineage: Eukaryota; Fungi; Ascomycota; Eurotiomycetes; Eurotiales; Aspergillaceae. Bases 1 to 3312 code for a protein of 1103 amino acids. The transcript is spliced from 7 exons. Gene Ontology annotation, molecular function: calcium ion binding; phosphatidylserine decarboxylase activity. Gene Ontology annotation, biological process: phospholipid biosynthetic process. The record is from RefSeq and is a predicted model, not a curated record.